Messenger RNA from Plasmodium yoelii, 4143 nucleotides. RefSeq names its product coatomer alpha subunit, putative. The coding region runs from base 1 to 4143 and encodes 1380 amino acids. The record is from RefSeq and is a predicted model, not a curated record. Gene Ontology annotation, biological process: intracellular protein transport; endoplasmic reticulum to Golgi vesicle-mediated transport; intra-Golgi vesicle-mediated transport. Gene Ontology annotation, molecular function: structural molecule activity; protein binding. NCBI's taxonomy places the organism in Eukaryota, Apicomplexa, Aconoidasida, Haemosporida, Plasmodiidae. The transcript has 4 exons. Gene Ontology annotation, cellular component: COPI vesicle coat.
AUGUUAGUAAAAUGCGAAACUAAAAGUCAGCGUGUGAAAAGUAUUUCAUUCCAUCCAAAAAUUGAGCUAGUGUUAGCUGGAUUACAUAAUGGAACAAUACAAUUAUGGGAUUAUAGAAUAGGAAUAUUAAUAAAUAAAUUUGAAGAACAUGAUGGGCCUGUAAGAGGUAUCUGUUUUCAUUCUGUUCAACCUCUUUUUGUUAGUGGAGCUGAUGAUUAUUUAAUAAAAGUUUGGAAUAUUCACUUAAAAAAAUGUGUUUUUAAUUUAACUGGGCAUUUAGAUUAUAUAAGAACAGUACAAUUUCAUCCUAACUAUCCAUGGAUAUUAUCUGCAUCUGAUGAUCAAACUAUUCGUAUAUGGAAUUGGCAAAGUAGAGUCUGCAUAGCUAUAUUAACAGGUCAUAAUCAUUAUGUAAUGUCUGCUGAAUUUCAUCCAAUAUAUGAUAUAAUUAUAUCAGGUAGUUUAGAUAAAACUAUAAGAGUAUGGGAUAUUAAAUUAUUACGUGAAAAAAAUGUAAUACAUUCUAAUAACAAUAUGAAUAGUAAUAAUGGUGGUAUAUCUGGAAUGGGUUCUAUUUCAGAAAAACCAUAUGGUCUUGAUGUAUCUAAUAGUUUAUUAGGUAUUAAUGUAGAUAAUGGAAUGAAUAAUCAUUUGAUGGGAUCAUCUUUUCAUCAUCAAAAUAGUAAUAAUAAUAUGUUUGGAGCUUCUGAUGCUGUUUGUAAGUUUAUAUUAGAUGGACAUGAAAAAGGAAUAAAUUGUUGUACAUUUCAUCAUAAUUUACCUAUUAUUGCAUCUGGUUCAGAUGAUAAAUUAAUAAAAUUGUGGAGAUAUAAUGAUAGUAAAUGUUGGGAAUUAGAUACACUAAGAGGGCAUUUUAAUAAUGUUUCAAGUUUGUUAUUUCAUAAAAAUAAUGAUGAUUUAUUAUUAAGUAAUAGUGAAGAUAGAACAAUGCGUGUUUGGGAUAUAACAAAAAGAGUUUGUAUUCAUACAUUUAGAAGAGAAAAUGAUCGUUUUUGGGUUCUAGCAUUUAAACCUAAUUCUAAUUUGAUUGCAUCUGGACAUGAUAGUGGAAUGGUUAUUUUUAAAUUUGAUAAAGAAAAAUGUCCAUAUGAUAAAAAUGAGAGUUCACUUUUUUAUUGUAAAAAUAAACAAGUUAUUAUGUAUAAUAUAUUUACAAAUGAAUAUAUGAAUUUGUUUCCAGUAAAAAAAAAUCCAAAUCCUAUGAUUUCUAAUUAUUAUAAAUUAUUUGUUAAUAAUUUUUGUACAACACAUAUUGCUAUCAUAUUUUUAUAUAAAGAAGAAGAUCAACUUUUUUAUGAUUUAAUAAUUUGUAAUGAUACAAAUAAAUGUAAUCAAAAUAAUUCACAAACAUUUUCAAAUUCACCAUUAGGUGUAUUCAAAUCUUGGAUUAAACGAGAUAAUAUAUCAGCAAAUCAAACAGGUAGCGAAAAUGAUACAGGACUUAAUACAGAAUCUGUUAAUUAUAUAAUUAAAAAUAAAAGUUGUUUAUAUGCUACUUUUUUUUCUAGAAAUAAAUAUAUUUUUGUCGAAAAAAAAAAUGUAAAUAUUGGACAUAAUAAUAAUAACAAUUCUUUAUAUACAAUAAAUAUACAUAAUUUUCCAGAUGAUAAUUUAUACAAACGAAUAGAAGUGCCUUUUAAAAUAGAACAUCUAUAUUCAUUAAAUAAUAAUAAAAUUAUUAUAUGUUCAGAAAAUAAAAUAUAUUUAUAUGACAUAAAUUUAAAAACAAUACUAAAUGAAAUGCAUCAUACAGAUGUAAUUAUAUCUGUCGAAAUUGUUAAGGAAUAUAUCGCAUUUGUGUUUAAAUAUAACAUUGUAAUUACUACUAUAAAUUUGAAUCAUAUAUGUACAGUACAUGAGAAUAUAAGAAUAAAAACAGGAACAUGGGAUAGUUGUGGAAAUAAAAAUGUUUUUAUAUAUAAUACACAUACUCAUUUAAAAUAUCUUUUAACAAAUAGUGAAAAAGGGUUAAUAAAAUAUAUGAAUGAACCUGUUUAUUUAUUUAAAGUUUAUAAUAAUAAAAUAUAUUAUAUAAAUAGAAAAUAUAAUAUAAUUAGUGAUAAAUUAAAUGAUACAGAAUAUAUGUUUAAAUUAUCUCUAAUUAAUAAUGAUGAACCAAUGGCUUAUCACUAUUUAGAAAUGUAUCGAAAUUCUCAAAAUAAAAUUGAAAAUAAUAAUGGAAAAAAGAGUGUUUAUUUUAGUUAUAAUUUAAUUGGAUAUAUUAAAAAAAAAGGGUUUGCAAAUUUAGUUCUUCAAAUGGUUAGUAACAAUCAUAUAAUUUUUAACAUGUCUAUACAAUUAGGAAAUAUUGAAAAUGCAUUAAAAAUUGCAAAAAAAAUUGAUAAAAAACAUAUUUGGGAAAUUUUAAGUAAUCAUGCAUUAUUGUUAGGAAAUUAUGAAAUAGCAGAAUAUUCAUUACAAAAAAUUAAAGCAUAUGAUAAGUUAUCAUUUUUAUAUUUUUUUAGUGGAAAUAUAGAAAAAUUAAAAAAAAUGUUAUCAGUUUCAAUAUUCCGUAAAGAUUUUAUAUCAACAUUUCUAAAUUCUAUAUAUAUUGGAGAUAUAGAACAAAGAAUAAAUAUAUUUAUACAACAGGGUCAAUAUAAUUUAGCUUUAUUAUGUUCACAUCUUUAUAACAUUCCCAUUAAUUUAUCAGAAAAGGAAUUUGGUUUUGAUAUCACUAAUUGCAAUUAUAUUCCUACGACAUCUUUUUAUUUAUCCCCCCCUAUACCUUUAAUUAAAAUUAAGGAAAAUGGAGAAAAAAGUGGAGACCCCAAUUUAACUUAUUGGAAUAGUUCAUAUAAUUGGCCAGUUAAGGUUAUAGAAAGCAAACAAAAUUAUUAUUAUAUUGAUCAUGAAAAUAAAAUAAAAAAAACGAACCAAAUGAAAUAUAAAGAAGAAAUAGGAAAUAUGGAUUCAAAUAAUGAUCAUUUAUUAAUUAACAGCCAAACGUAUAGUAAUAGUCGAAUAAGCAAACUUGACAAUACUCCAAAUUGUAAUGAUAAUAAUUAUAAUAAUGAUGAUAAUAAUGAUGAUAAAAAUAGUAGUCUUGGUGAUAACAAUGAUAUUUGGAAAGAUGAUUUAAACGAUGAUGAUAUAGAUAUCGAUUUACCAGAAAAUCAUGAUAAUAAUUUAUUUAAUUUGGGUAAUAAUAAUAAAGGUGGAAAAAUAGUUAAGGGGGAAAAUAUGAUAUUAAAACAUUUAAAAAAAAAUGGUAAAAUUAAUGAUCAUAUAAAAGCAGGAAAUAUACAAAUUGCUUUAAAAUUAAUUUCAAAAAAAUAUGGAAUUAUAGAUAUGAAACCAUUUAAACAAAUUAUAAAAAAUGUUUAUAUUUCUACAUAUGCAUAUAUAACACCUAUUCAAAAUUUUAUUCCUUUAAAAAUUCCAAUAAAUAUUAAUGAAUAUAAUUUACCUGAACAUGUUCAUAAUAAUAUAAAUACAACAUAUAUUACUAAAAAUUUCCUUUUUAAUCAAGUAAAAAAAGCACAUAAAUUAGUAACUCAAGGAAAAUUCUCAUCAGCUUUAUCUUUGUUUAGAAAUAUUUUAUAUAGUAUGAUUUUUGUUAAUACAAAUGAAAAUGAAAAGGAAUUAAAUGAAUAUCUUAGUAUGUGUACAAAUUAUAUUUUGGCUAUGAGAUUAGAAGAAGAAAGAAAUGCUACUUGUAAUGAUGAUCCACGACGAAGUUUAGAAUUGAUGGCAUAUUUUACAUCUUGUUCUUUACAAAAUUCACAUCUUUAUCUUGUUCUUAGAAGAGGAAUGGGUUUAGCAUGGAAAGCUCAAAAUUAUAUUACAGCUGGCUCGUUUGCUAAACGAUUAAUAAAUGGAAAUUAUGAAAACAUAAAAGGGUCAGACGAAGAAAUCAUAAAAGCAAAAAAAAUAUUAAUUGUUUGUGAACAGAAAAGCACAGAACAGUAUAAUAUAGAUUACGACCCGAACGACUACAACAAUAUCAAAAUAUGUAGCAUGAGUCUCACUAAAAUUAAUCCGAAUGAGGAAAUUGUUACAUGCCCCUUUUGCCAUUCCAUUGCAAAAAAAAGUUUUGCAUCCAAGUUGUGUUCUAAUUGUAUAGUUGCCCAAUUAGGAAUAAAAGCUCUUGGAUUUGAUUUUUUAAAUAAAAAUAUUUAA